ACCGGCACCGGCGCUUCGCCACUUGUCCCGAGUUCCAGCUCGUCACCAUGUCGGAGACCGCUCCCGCUGCGCCCGCCGCUGCUCCCCCUGCGGAGAAGACCCCCGUGAAGAAGAAGGCGGCCAAGAAGCCCGCGGGGGUUCGCCGCAAGGCGUCCGGGCCCCCGGUGUCCGAGCUCAUCACCAAGGCCGUGGCCGCCUCCAAGGAGCGCAGCGGCGUGUCGCUGGCCGCGCUCAAGAAGGCGCUGGCGGCCGCCGGCUACGACGUGGACAAGAACAACAGCCGCAUCAAGCUGGGCCUCAGGACCCUGGUGAGCAAGGGCACCCUGGUGCAGACCAAGGGCACCGGCGCCUCGGGCUCCUUCAAGCUCAACAAGAAGGCGGCCUCUGGGGAGGCCAAACCCAAGCCCAAGAAGGCGGGCGCCGCCAAGCCCAGGAAAGCCGCCGGGGCGGCCAAGAAGCCCAAGAAGGCUGCGGGGGCGGCCACCCCCAAGAAGAGCGCCAAGAAGACCCCGAAGAAGGCGAAGAAGCCCGCGGCGGCUGCAGGGGCCAAAAAGGCCAAGAGCCCGAAGAAAGCGAAGGUGGCCAAGCCCAAGAAGGCGGCCAAGAGCCCGGCCAAGGCUGUGAAGCCCAAGGCCGCCAAGCCGAAGGUCGCCAAGCCGAAGAAGGCUGCUCCCAAAAAGAAGUAGAACGCCUGCUUCUAAAAACCCAAAAAGGCUCUUUUCAGAGCCACCACUGAUCUCCACGAAAGAGCUGUGCAGUCCUGUCUCCGUACCCUGUCCGGUUCUCCUUCUCAAACUUUUUUGUUUUAAGGCGGUGUUUUCCGAGAGUCACUGGAGCUGGCUGCUGACACGUCCCAGGAACGGUGGUGGCCGUUGGGGAGGGGGCUGCUGUGGUGACAACCCGGGACGUCCCUGCGGCCUGUCGUCCUCGGCCCCGGGGGCUCCGGGUCAGGUGGGCGGAGCGUCCUGGCCGGCCCCACCCCGCGCCUGGCAACAGGAAAACAACCACAAGAAGCCACCAGCCCUUUUUUUAGUUAAAAGGAUGUCGCGAUUAGGCUGAAGUCAUUCAAAAGUCCCGCCUGCUCGCGGGUUGGCGCACUCCACCAGCCCGUGAUUUAUCAUCAUGGAUUUAAUUGGACAGCGCACGGUUUGUUUUGUUUCUUUCUUUUGGGGGUUGAAUGUUUUGGCUUUUUCAUGUGACGUAGAAGUAUAUAUCUGGUCUUCUGGACGCUACCAUGUUUUCGAAAGUCUGCUGUGUCCCGGGUGCGUCGGUGGCAUCCAGCCCUGGGAGGAGUGGUCUCACGGGCCUUUGCACCAUCUCUAUUUCCUGUUUCCCUGGCGACAGAGGAGCGCGCUUGAAAAACGACUGCCACCCAGGGCUCGGACGCACCGGGAUUUUUCUGUCCCUCAUACUGUGUAACUUUGGCCAAGGCUGUGAUGCGUCUGAGCGCAUCAAAAACAACUUUCCGUCGCCAUUUUGCCCUGGUAAGCCAGUCCCCGGCCCUCACUUUAAAUAGACGUCUACAAAUCGAAGAUGCUUUAAAAGCACUUUUUGUGCGGUCCAAAUGUUUCUACGUAAAGAAUAAGAAAAAUAUUGGUAAACUGGGAUCUAUGUGUGUGGGUGGGGGGUGAUGUCGCUAAUAAAGGGAUUUAAGUUUCCA
Molecule: messenger RNA, 1660 nt
Organism: Hipposideros armiger (great roundleaf bat)
Lineage: Eukaryota; Metazoa; Chordata; Mammalia; Chiroptera; Hipposideridae
Product: histone H1.2
Exons: 1
Coding region: 48-686 (212 amino acids)
Biological process (GO): nucleosome assembly
Cellular component (GO): nucleosome
Molecular function (GO): structural constituent of chromatin; DNA binding
Source: RefSeq, a predicted model, not a curated record